Molecule: messenger RNA, 3879 nt
Organism: Crotalus tigris (Tiger rattlesnake)
Lineage: Eukaryota; Metazoa; Chordata; Lepidosauria; Squamata; Viperidae
Gene: FYN
Product: FYN proto-oncogene, Src family tyrosine kinase
Exons: 15
Coding region: 919-2532 (537 amino acids)
Biological process (GO): cell surface receptor protein tyrosine kinase signaling pathway; T cell receptor signaling pathway; cell differentiation
Cellular component (GO): extrinsic component of cytoplasmic side of plasma membrane
Molecular function (GO): non-membrane spanning protein tyrosine kinase activity; ATP binding; signaling receptor binding
Source: RefSeq, a predicted model, not a curated record
AGCGUUUCCAUCCACCCCAAAGUCGCUUCGCCAUAGGCCGGCAUGGGAUGUCAUUCUUGAGCCGCUUUCCCCGCUUUGGGAACUGACGCAGGGCUGAGGAGGCAAGGCAAGGCAGGAUAGCGGAGUCCAGGCUCCAGCCGCGCGAGCUACCGAAGAGCAGCGCCAAAGCUGCGAUGCUGCGGUUGCGCCAUCUGUCAGGAGCCUGGGGGGCGGCGGCGGCGGCGGCGGCGGCGAUGAUAGUGGAAGGAGGGGAGGAGACUGACUGAGGCAGCUUUUCCUAAAGACUUGCAUUUGGAAAAGAAAAGAAAGAAAAGGGAGGAAGCGGAGCCCUCCCGAACCCCAUCUUCUCCGGACAAGCACCGCCAAGGCUGCCCACGCGCCGAACAAAGCUGCGGCCGCCCUCUUCGCCUCCGCGCCCCUCGCUGCUGAGGCAGGGACUUUUGACGCCCACCCGUUUCCUCCCCUCCGCGGUCUUUUCGGUCCUUGUGUUAGUAAUAGCAAGCUCCGGAGCUGGCGGGAAGUGAGCGAGCGAAGGGACCUGGAGAGCAUUUCACGAGGGACUCCCGCCUCCGCCCUUAGGAUCCUGCAGAGAGGAGGAAAAACGAAGGGGAGGGGGCGUUGGUGAGAAGGGGGCUCUGCAGACCAAGUCCUGCUGCGUUUCAGACUCUGUCUUAAAGAAGGUGCUGAAAAAAUGUGGUGAACAAAAGCUCGCUGUAUUUUCAGGGGGAAGAACAUCUAGAGAUACCUGCCGUAAAUAUAUUCCAAAGAAAAAUUGUUUUGCUGUUAUGUAUGGUGUGGAGAUCUUGGGAUUGGGGAAAAUGAAUAAAUUGCAGAAAGGGAACCGAAGGUGGUUGGAAGAGCAACGUAAAAACAAAGGAGCAGUGGGUGGAAGCAGAACUCAUUCAAGGAUUUUAGAUAAUGGGCUGUGUGCAAUGUAAGGAUAAAGAAGCAACAAAACUGACCGACGAGAGGGAUGGUAGUUUAAACCAGAGUUCAGGUUAUCGCUAUGGAACAGAUCCUACCCCCCAGCAUUACCCAAGUUUUGGUGUGACUUCAAUUCCAAACUACAACAAUUUUCCCACAGCUGGAGGACAAGGAUUGACGGUCUUCGGUGGUGUUAAUUCUUCAUCACAUACUGGUACAUUGCGUACAAGAGGAGGAACAGGUGUAACUCUUUUUGUAGCUCUAUAUGAUUACGAAGCAAGAACAGAAGAUGAUUUAAGUUUUCAUAAAGGAGAAAAAUUCCAGAUACUUAACAAUUCGGAAGGAGAUUGGUGGGAAGCCCGAUCCCUGACUACUGGAGAAACUGGUUAUAUUCCCAGUAAUUAUGUGGCUCCAGUUGACUCCAUCCAAGCAGAAGAAUGGUACUUUGGGAAACUUGGACGAAAAGAUGCUGAGAGGCAGCUACUGUCCUUUGGAAAUCCACGAGGAACCUUCUUGAUUCGUGAAAGUGAAACCACCAAAGGUGCCUAUUCAUUGUCCAUUCGUGAUUGGGAUGAUAUGAAAGGUGAUCAUGUCAAACAUUAUAAAAUCCGUAAGCUUGACAGUGGAGGAUAUUAUAUUACAACCAGGGCACAGUUUGAAACUCUUCAACAACUUGUUCAGCAUUAUUCAGAGAGAGCUGCGGGUCUUUGCUGCCGCUUAGUAGUCCCUUGUCAUAAAGGAAUGCCAAGGCUUACUGACCUGUCUGUCAAAACCAAAGAUGUCUGGGAAAUUCCACGAGAAUCACUACAGUUGAUCAAGAGACUGGGAAAUGGGCAGUUUGGGGAAGUAUGGAUGGGUACUUGGAAUGGGAAUACUAAAGUGGCAAUAAAGACAUUGAAGCCUGGCACUAUGUCCCCAGAAUCAUUCCUGGAAGAAGCCCAGAUCAUGAAAAAGCUAAAGCAUGACAAACUGGUCCAACUUUAUGCUGUGGUGUCAGAAGAACCCAUCUACAUUGUCACAGAAUAUAUGGGUAAAGGAAGCUUGCUAGAUUUCCUAAAAGAUGGUGAAGGAAGAGCUCUGAAAUUGCCAAAUCUGGUAGACAUGGCAGCACAGGUUGCUGCAGGCAUGGCUUAUAUAGAACGAAUGAAUUACAUACACAGAGAUCUGCGUUCUGCAAACAUUCUGGUGGGGAAUGGUCUAAUAUGCAAAAUUGCUGACUUUGGAUUAGCAAGAUUAAUUGAAGACAAUGAAUACACAGCCAGACAAGGUGCAAAAUUUCCUAUCAAGUGGACAGCUCCGGAAGCUGCAUUAUAUGGAAGAUUUACAAUAAAAUCUGAUGUUUGGUCCUUUGGGAUAUUACUAACAGAAUUAGUAACAAAAGGGAGAGUUCCAUAUCCAGGUAUGAAUAAUCGUGAAGUCCUAGAACAAGUAGAAAGAGGAUACAGAAUGCCAUGUCCUCAGGAUUGCCCAAUCUCUCUACAUGAGCUCAUGAUCCAUUGCUGGAAAAAAGACCCAGAAGAACGCCCAACUUUUGAAUACUUACAGGGUUUCCUGGAAGAUUACUUUACGGCAACUGAACCACAGUACCAGCCAGGUGAUAACCUGUAAUGGGGGGGGGGGCUGUGCAGACCGGUUAUCAGGUGUUCCAUUUGCAAUUGACAUAGGUUGAAUGGUUCAAGGCUGUAAUCUUAGAGCACCAAAUAUAUUGAAGCCAGAAGAUGAGAACUUCUAGAACUGUGUGUCCUAAAAAUCUGAAUAUCUUCUCUGAACAGAAAAGUGAACACGUGGGGGUUUUUUUCUUAAUCAAAGACUUUGAAACUGCAUUGUUUUAAUGUUAUGUAAACUGCAAAAUCUUUGUUCACUGUAAAUAGUAAUUCAGUGCCAAUAAUUUAUCCUAGUGCUUUCCUUUUUUAAAAAAAAAAUGCAGAAUUAUGUGAUUUUAACUAGUUUUCUCCUGAUUCAACUAAAGUAUUAUUUUCCAGAAGUGGCCUCUUUUUGUCUACAUUUUUUCAUGUUCUAACACAAUAAAAUGAGGACCAGUGUUUGGGGGUUUUGUUUUGUUUCUUUUAUAUAUAGAAAUAUGUAAAAUAUAUACAUACCUGUAUAUAUAAUCCACAGGUGCUAUAGCUAAAGGAAAUUCAUUUCAGAAACGGAUUCCAUAAUGCUGAAGCACCCAGAAAGAUUUCCCUCGGGAUAUUGAACACUGGUGAUGAUUCCAAAACCAGUGAUUGGAUAUUUGGCUUUUGCCCAGCAUGACUUUUUAAAUUGGAUUGCACUGUUCGGUUUUACUAUAUACCCAUAGGUUGUUGUAAGUUUUGAUCUUUCAAAACUCAUGUACAACAUUUCAACAACAUUUGCCAAGUGUGUCAUUUGAUUUUGGGGUCAGAAUUAAAACAAACUUAACGAAAAGUCUGGACCGGAAGGUUGAAACUGCAAGUGCUUUUUGUGUAUCAAAAUAUGUAAACUGAAUUUUCUGAUUUUUAAAAAAAUAAUAAACAUUGUAACCCCAUGCAGUAGUCUCAACCUCAUAGCCUUUUAGUCAUAUUGAGAGGCUUUUUCAUUCAUCAAGCUCAGCUAGAAUAUCUUUUCUGUGUACCAUUUUCUAUCAUCAUAUAGGUGUUUUAAAUAUCCUGUACUGCUAAUGAAAUUACUUUCAAUAUGUCUGCAAGUGUUUCAGUAGAAUUACUAUGCACAUCUUUUCUGGGAAAUGAGAGCAGUGGGAUGCACAGAAGUAUUACUUCUUCAGUUGUCUCUAUUGACCUUGAAUUCUUUCCUUCCUUUUUUCUAGCCAAAAAGAAACAAAAAACCCAGUCCUUUCUACUUCUCUUUUAAGUUUUUUUUAAAAUAAUGCUAUGAUCUUAAUUACAUUUUGUUAUUGUUUUAUUUGCAAGUUUAUGGUUUUUAAAUGUUUAACUGUCUUAAUUUAGUAAUUAAAAAGACCAUUUUACAUUUGGA